GUGUGUGUGUGUGUGUGUGAUUAGUCGUAGUGCGAGGCCCCUCGAUGGAUAGCCUGGACCCUGAGAGCCUGUAUGCGUCUCCAGAGCAGACGGGACAGCCCCUCCCCACCUCCGAGGUCUCCAACUUGGCACUAGGGGGGAACAAAUUGCAGUGCCGGUUCGACAUGUGUGAGCCCCGCAGCUUCUUGGGUUUUGAAGUGAAUGCGCACGUUAACGGUAGCAUUGCUACAGCCUAUGCAUAUGGGAAGAAGAUGAACGGGUCUCUGGAUCACCCCGACCAGCCAGACGUUGAUGCCAUCAAGAUGUUUGUGGGGCAGAUCCCUCGCUCCUGGUCGGAGGAGCAGCUGCGGGAGCUGUUCGAGCCGUAUGGAGCCGUCUACGAGAUUAAUGUCCUCCGAGACCGCAGCCAGAACCCUCCGCAGAGCAAAGGCUGCUGUUUCAUAACGUACUAUACUCGCAAAUCAGCCCUGGAAGCCCAGAAUACACUGCACAACAUGAAGAUUCUCCCAGGGAUGCACCACCCAAUCCAGAUGAAGCCCGCUGACAGUGAGAAAAACAAUGCAGUGGAAGACAGAAAGCUGUUUAUUGGAAUGAUCUCCAAGAAGUGUAACGAGAACGACAUCCGGCUGAUGUUCUCUCCGUACGGACAGAUAGAGGAGUGCCGGAUACUGAGGGGCCCCGACGGACUCAGCCGGGGUGAGUCAUAU
Messenger RNA from Notothenia coriiceps (black rockcod), 707 nucleotides. RefSeq names its product CUGBP Elav-like family member 1. Gene Ontology annotation, molecular function: RNA binding. NCBI's taxonomy places the organism in Eukaryota, Metazoa, Chordata, Actinopteri, Perciformes, Nototheniidae. The annotation marks the transcript as partial. The record is from RefSeq and is a predicted model, not a curated record. The transcript has 6 exons.